UUGCGCUCAAAAUCGCUUAGCGUUAAGUUUCAGGUCAACUUGGGGAAGGGGAAGAGUCCCAGAAGGCCAGGAAAAACAUCAUCGAACAAUUCGACGCCCACCUUCCUUUACGAUCCUUUGCUACGACUUCGCAGGCCCUAGUCGGUCAUUUCCCUUCCUCUCUCACUGCGACUCUUCUUCGUCUGCCGAAUGCUGGAGAGUUUUCAACCUUCGCCGUUCUCUCUCUCCUCUCACACAGACCCGGUGCCAGCACUCCUCCUUAUCGCGUCGUUCGAAGAAGACCAUUUAAAGAAGAUUUCCUGCAUGAUCUAUUGGAUGGUAUAGUCUGCCUGGAAGCAGGGCGGAGACGUGAAUUCCAAUCGCUCAACUCACGGAAGACCCUGGACAACAAUUACAUUCAACCCCGAGAACCUCAUGCAGGCAAGGCACAAUGCCACGACCAGAAAUCAUACGGGCAGAUUCAAUUGAUCUUCAAGAUCAGGAGGCGCCUUCGGCCAAGGAUCACUCAAGACAACCUUCUCACCCAGCGCCCCUUGGUAGCGGCCCUCCAGCUCCUCACCAGGCAGAGACUUUAAGGGAAUUGAAGGUGGAAGCCCAAGAAGAAAACCACCGAUCACCAAGAGUAUCAAAAGAGUGGACUAGUGGCGAGGUGCAGCAAUUACAACAAUAUGGGGACGAUUUGGCUGCAGGAGUAACGUCAAAACUCGGCGCAAAUAUUCAGCAGCAGCAAGACAAUUUAGCUAUCGCUCAAAAUGGAGGUGGCCUCACAGGAUCGACGGCCGAAGACGCAGAUGCGGAGGGAGACGACGGAAUGGAGGAUGAUGAUAUGAUGGACAAAAUAUCAAGCUCCCCGUCAAUCGACGAUGGUGGGUAUCCCCUUCCACAUCUAUGGCCUCAACGCGCCGAUUCCCUUACGCUUUCUACUCCGACCAAGUCUCCGUCACCAUCACAAGCGUGUUGUGAGAGCUCUUCUCCGUUCGUGGAGACGCCGGAGUAUUACCCCUUAGGACUGCCAUCUGAUCCCAUCGACAAGGACGAUGGUCAAGGCGAUCAUUCGGACAAGUAUCGUCAUCUUCAGGGUGAGUUAUUGGAUGUAUCCCGCAGCGAAUCAAAUUACGACGAAGAUCAGAUGGAUGAUGUUCCUACCCCGGCUUCGAAGAUCCACCGCCGCGUUGAGGUAUACGAUCUAGACUUCGACAUAGAUCUGCUCACCGAGGAGCUAUUAAAUGCGAAUGAAGGCACGCUGGACGAAUAUGAAGAUCUCUUUCAUGCUGGCACGUCCGAGUUAAAAGGUAGAGAAAUUGAAGUCGAAGUCAAAAUGGCCGAACCAGAAGACAUAUCAGAAUCGGACAACAGAGGAAUUCCAACUAUACCCUACGAACCAACUUCGGAUGAUGAAGAUGACGAUUUCGAUAUUUCCUUUCAUGCUUAUCCUCCUACGCGCGUUGACUCAGGCUGGGGUGGAGAUUGCUUACAAGAAACAGAGGACAUUGAUUUUGAAUUCGUAUACGCAUUACACACUUUCGUGGCGACUGUUGAAGGUCAAGCAAACGCUACCAAGGGUGACACCAUGGUGCUGCUUGAUGAUAGUAACAGCUAUUGGUGGCUUGUGAGGGUAGUCAAAGACAGCAGUAUCGGCUAUUUACCUGCAGAGCAUAUUGAGACCCCCACGGAGCGCUUGGCACGUCUUAACAAACACAGGAAUAUCGACCUCACUUCGACGAUGCUUGGAGACCAAGCUGAGAAAUCGAAGAACCCGUUGAAGAAAGCAAUUCGGAGGCGAAAUGCCAAAACGGUAACCUUUACUGCUCCGACUUAUGUUGAAGCUUCUGACAACGAUUACUCCACUGAUGAGGAGGAGGGCGAAGGAGACUACUAUGGCCAAAAUGUUCAACAAGAACAAAAUGGAGAGCAACAGGAGCAGACUAUCGAGGAGGAAGAAGUGGCUACAGUUGAGCCUCUGAAGCCGCGCGCUGAGAUACGGGAGGUCAAGUCAGAAUCGGUUGAGCCUGAGAGCAAGGACGUCGUCCUCAAAACCAGCUCAGACGCGACAAGAACAAGUGAUGAAAUGUUUGAAGGGAAACCGGAAAGCAAAUCCCGAAAUGGUACUGUCAGGAAUACGGAUUCGUUCUUCAAGGAUGAUACAGUGGAGACUCGAAAGAUUACGCUCACGCCCAAUCUGCUCCGAGACGACUCAAGUACUUCCACAAGAACAUCGAAUGAUUCUAAGGAGCUCAAACAACGUCCAAGUCUUGACAAGCUGGAGAAGGACUCCCCAGAGAAGAACAAAGACAAGAAAGCAAAAGACAAGAAGGAUAAGGAGAAGAAGCCGGGUAUGCUCAGUGGUUUGUUCAAACGAAAAGAAAAGAAGAACAAGUCCUCAAUCGAUGACGAGAUUGAUGAGUUGAUGGGCAGUAAACAGUCCACCGAGAAUGAGAGAUCGUCUCCUGAUCCCACCCGAGAUUCUGGCGAUGUGGUUGCUGUUGAAGAGCAAGCUCCUACCCAGGGUUCUGAAGUACAAAGGCAACCGAGCAAGCUUCAGAAGCAACCUCGAAUGGAUGCAUCACCCACCCGGAAGACUGGCCAAGGAAGAGAGCCUAAAGCCUUGGAGCCUCAGCAAGCACCUGCGCCUACACGUGCAACACCGGCCGAGUCUGUCCAGGCACCUUCAAUGCGUUUAGUACAGCCUGACACAGUAGACGAAGCUACUCAGCAGACUCGAAAUGCUACUCCAGAGAAUCCAAGAGGACCGCAAGAAAGGGCUAUCUCUGAAGCCACGCGUGCGCCAGCUCCAAUCAUGACAGCUCCUGAGAAGCCGAAAUCUGUGGGAGCGAUAACAAAGAUGCUCCGAAGUAACUCGGAGUCGAAACCAGUGAAGGCUACAAAGGCCAAAUCACGGGUUGAGCUGGAUGACUUCGAUUCUUCAGACGACAACUCACCUGUUGAAGAGCCUGUUCGCGGGCCAAGCAAACAAGCUCAACGUCCAAUUCCUGGUAGCUUUCCAGACAGCUACAUCGCGACGCCAGCAAAUGAACGGAACAAUCCGGCAGAAGAUAGAUUGUCCGAGUCACCAGUACAGGUGUCCCCUGUUCAAUCAUAUCCUCCGCCCCUCAUGGUUGACACUUCGAGCCAAGAAGAGCCGCCGUCACCUGUAUCAUCACCUUCGCCAGAGCUCAUUGACGCAGAGGAUGCCCGAGAAAAGAAAGGUGGAAGCUCUACGACUUCCACGUCCACUCCCACAUGGAGUGAUGCUCAUCUCAGAACCUUCUUUGAUGAUGACGCGGAUAUCAAAGAUCUGUUGGUUGUGGUUUAUGAUAAGUCAGGGGUGGUCCCUGCUGGCCCGGAUCAUCCAAUUACGGGGAAUCUUUUCAGGGAAGAAAACGCCAAGUUAGCGGACAUCACUAAUCGUCUGGACGGUAUGCUCGGAGACUGGCUUGCUCGCAAGAUGCGAACGCAGGCUUCACGAUAGGAGCUUCUUUAACUGUAAAAGUGUUCGGCGCUCGAGGGGAAUUCUUCUACGCCGGAUUUUCUUCUGACUUGUACAUGAUGAAUACGAAAAAUGAUCAAUGACAUCAG
Mollisia scopiformis is the source of this 3576-nucleotide messenger RNA. RefSeq lists its product as uncharacterized. The transcript has 6 exons. Gene Ontology annotation, molecular function: protein binding. Gene Ontology annotation, cellular component: microtubule cytoskeleton; cell tip. Gene Ontology annotation, biological process: establishment or maintenance of actin cytoskeleton polarity. The coding region runs from base 431 to 3469 and encodes 1012 amino acids. NCBI's taxonomy places the organism in Eukaryota, Fungi, Ascomycota, Leotiomycetes, Helotiales, Mollisiaceae. The record is from RefSeq and is a predicted model, not a curated record.